AUGGGCCCAGAAAAUGCGGCAUCGGCUCGCUUGUCUCAACCGCGUGCGACCAACCCAUCUGUCCAUUUCCGGUCCAAGGUUGUCACCACCAUCCUUAUGCCAUCGAUUGUGCCAAUGAACGGCACCUUUGCCCGUGCUCCUGGCACCUCUGGCAUUAUAAAGUUCACCAACUGCUUGCUGGUCCAAGACGACAGUCUGGUCAAGGCCGAUUUAUGGGUGAGCUCGUCCACCGGGAAGAUACUAAACGGACAAGAGAUAUUGUACGAGCAUCGGACUGCGCCAGAGGAAAUCGUUGACCUGGGUGGCCGGAUCCUCUCGCCCGGCUUCAUCGAUACACAACUCAAUGGUGCCUACGGAUUCGAUUUUUCUGUCAUUCCGGAUGAGGGAACUUCAGCGUACAGCAAGGGAGUCCGCCGCGUCAACCGAAGUCUGGUCACGACAGGUGUCACAUCGUACCUCCCGACGCUGACAUCUCAACCACCUAAAGUCUAUCAAAAGGCACUUCCUUAUCUUGGCCCAUCCGGUCACGCACGCGAUGCUUCAUACGGCUCAGAAUCACUAGGCGCGCACUGCGAAGGUCCUUUUCUCAAUCCCACCAAGAAUGGCAUCCACAAUACCUCUGUUCUCCGUGACCCAAUCGACGGUGUAGCCUCUCUAUCAGCCUGCUAUGGUAGCACCAACCUCAGCCCUUCAACCAUCAAACUGGUCACACUUGCCCCCGAACUACCUGGCGCCUUGCCCACCAUACAAGCGCUGACCGAAAGUGGCAUCAUCGUCUCAAUCGGCCACUCGGAAGCCUCCUACGAGGAAGCCAAGACAGGCAUCCGGUCAGGUGCAAGCAUGAUCACCCAUCUCUUCAAUGCCAUGCGACCCCUGCACCACCGCAACCCAGGCAUCUUCGGUCUCCUCGGCACACCCUCGUCCUCCAUCCAGAAACCCUACUUCGGCAUCAUCGCAGACGGCAUCCACCUGCACCCGACCUCGAUCAAGAUUGCAUGGAACGCCCAUCCCGACGGCCUCAUCCUCGUCACAGACGCAAUGCGCCUCGCCGGCAUGCCGGAUGGAACCUAUGAUUGGACAAAUGGCUCCCGCAUCAUCAAGAACGGCGCCCUGCUUACCCUCGAGGAAAACGGAAAGAUUGCUGGUAGCAGUAUCCAGCUCGUCGACUGCGUCACCAACUUUCUCAACUGGACCGGUGCAAGCGUGCCCCAGGCGCUCAAGGCGGUGACGCAGACGCCCGCGAGGAUGCUGGGUGUAGAAGGGGUCAAGGGGACGUUGAGGGAGGGCGCGGACGCGGAUUUGGUGGUGCUGGAUCUGCAAGAGGGUGCGGUGCCAGGGGAGAAGAAAAUGGUGGUGGAUGAGGUAUGGAAGUUUGGUGUCAAGGUUUUUGAAAGGGCGCAGGGUGUUUGA
This is a messenger RNA of Plenodomus lingam JN3, 1410 nucleotides long. Lineage: Eukaryota; Fungi; Ascomycota; Dothideomycetes; Pleosporales; Leptosphaeriaceae. The record is from RefSeq and is a predicted model, not a curated record.